AUGUGCGGAACCAGGAUAAACACCUCUUGGGUUCCAUACUUGUCAUUGUUGCUAAUCCUUUGUCUGGGUUUCUCGCCGUGUGUUUGGUGCGUAGAUGGCGAUGAUUACAGCCAAUCCAGUAACCCUACAGUGCUACCACUCGUCACAUCACUUAUAUAUAGCCAAAUUUCAAAUCUCACGAAGAUAUUUGGGAAGGAUAUCACCAAGAGUUUGGGUUUUUGCAUCAAGGAUGUGGAUGCUGAUAUGAACUUAGCAUUCAAUUUUUCAAACAAUUUGGACUUCCUAAAUAAUUGUGUUAGACAAACAAAAGAUGUCACCAAGCGAAUAUGUACAGCAGCAGAGAUAAAGUUCUACUUUGAUUCCUUUUUCUACAGAAAGGCGUCGGAGGCUCAAAUCUUGAAACCCAACAGGAACUGUAAUUUGACCUCGUGGGUUCCCGGAUGUGAGCCAGGAUGGGCUUGUAGUGUUGGUCCAAAUGAGAAGGUUGAUCUCAAAAACUCAACAAACAUGCCUGACCGGACCCUUGAUAGUCAACCUUGUUGUGAGGGUUUCUUUUGCCCUCGAGGUCUCACUUGUAUGAUAGGUACAACUAUCAACUCCCUCCUGGUAAGCCAAAUCAUACUUGUGGCGGAGCUGAUAUUUGGGCCGAUGCAAUUAGUGGUAGCGAGCUAUUCUGUUCAGCGGGAUCAUACUGUCCAACUACUACUACCAAAAAACCAUGCAGUAGUGGACAUUACUGCAGGAAGGGGACAACAGCUGAAAAAGACAGUGACCACCGCUAAAAGUUAUUACAAGCUAUUAGGAGUUUUUGGCAUCGAAAAUCGCUUCAAAACCCAAAACAGUCACAUACAAGUAGCUACCAUGGCCACCGAAGAACACUGGACUACUAGAGAAAUUGGAGGAUUGCCUGGAUGCAGUCUGCAAAUUGGUGUUCUGAGUAUCAUGCUGAUCAUCUUUUAUAAUUGCUCAGACCAAGUCCUCACCACUCGAUAUGAAAGACUGGCCAAAUCCAGGGAAUCUGCAGCAAGAAGUGCACGGGAAACUGCACAAGCGAGAGAGAGGUGGAAAUUGGCAAAAGAUGUUGCCAAGAAGCGGGCUAUGGGAUUGCAACAACAGUUAUCACGCACAUUUUCACGGAAGACAAGUGUAAGGCAACCAGAAGAACUGAAGGUUCUGAAUCAACCUAGACCUGGCAAAGAUGAUGCUUCACUACCCCCUCAGGUUCCUAGUAAUUCAAGUACACCUCUUCAAUCAUCUAGUGCUCCAAAAGGACAGAAAAAGGAACCAAGCAACCUCACGAAAAUGUUGCACUCCAUUGAUGAUAACCCAGAGAGUAAUGAGGGCUUCAAUUUGGAAAUUGGAAACAAGCAUACAAAGAAGCAAAUGCCAAAGGGUAAACAAUUGCACACACGCAGCCAAAUAUUUAAAUAUGCAUAUGGUCAACUUGAAAAAGAGAAAGCAAUGGAGCAGAAGAAUCAGAACUUGACCUUCUCAGGAGUAAUCUCAAUGGCCACUGACACUGAGAUCAGGACCAGGCCAAGGAUUGAGGUUGCUUUCAAGGAUCUCACUCUAACUCUUAAAGGGAAAAACAAACAUUUGAUGAGGUGUAUUACUGGGAAAAUUAUGCCUGGUCGAAUUUCUGCUGUCAUGGGUCCAUCAGGGGCUGGAAAAACAACAUUUCUUUCUGCUGUGACAGGGAAGAUAACCGGAUGCACUAUGUCAGGUUCAAUUCUUAUAAAUGGAAAGUCUGGGUCGAUUGACUCAUACAAGAAAAUUAUCGGUUUUGUUCCACAAGAUGAUAUUGUGCAUGGAAACUUGACAGUUGAGGAGAACCUCCGGUUCAGUGCACGGUGCAGACUAGCUGCGGACAUGCCAAAACCUGAUAAGGUUCUUGUUGUUGAAAGAGUUAUUGAGUCCUUGGGACUGCGUACGGUGAGGGAGUCCCUGGUUGGGACAGUUGAAAAGCGAGGAAUUUCUGGAGGCCAGAGAAAACGAGUAAAUGUUGGGCUGGAAAUGGUCAUGGAACCUUCGUUGUUGAUCUUGGAUGAGCCCACAUCUGGUUUGGACAGUUCAUCUUCCAAUUUACUUCUUAGAGCUCUUCGACGGGAAGCUCUUGAGGGGGUAAACAUCUGCAUGGUCGUUCACCAGCCAAGGUAG
This is a messenger RNA of Ilex paraguariensis (yerba mate), 2157 nucleotides long. NCBI's taxonomy places the organism in Eukaryota, Viridiplantae, Streptophyta, Magnoliopsida, Aquifoliales, Aquifoliaceae. The record is from the annotation of a GenBank genome assembly.